Messenger RNA from Cylindrotheca closterium, 1896 nucleotides. The record is from the annotation of a GenBank genome assembly. Lineage: Eukaryota; Bacillariophyta; Bacillariophyceae; Bacillariales; Bacillariaceae.
AUGAUGUCUGUUCAAAGUAGCAGCAGACCUUGCAGAACAAUCACCUUGCUUUGUUGGAUAGCACUUGUUUGCAGCAGUACUCAAGCACAGGAAGAACAAAAAUAUAACCGUACUUCCUUGAAUAGUGCCCGCGUCACCAAAAAUCUAGUGUUCCAUCUGGAUGCCGCCAAACAAAAUGCAAACCACAACAACCACAACAACAAUGUGGAAUCACGACUAUUAUCCAAUGCCCAGUCAUCUUGGUUCCGUAUUGAAAGCACAUCCAGUAACCAAUGUGUGGCGGUCUUGAAUGGAAAAACUGACUUUGAUACCCUCAUUCAUUUGACUGAUUGUGGUGAGGAUGAUGACUCAAAUGAAGACAAGACCUUGUGGACUCAAACCACCGACAAUUAUUAUGUCAGGUCCAAGCUCAAUCCUCAAAAGUGCAUUGUCACGACGGGACGAUUCCUCAUGCUCAAAAACUGUCCCGACGCCCAACCGCAGGUGGUGACGGGGGUUCGUGCCUCCUCUUCCAAGUCAGUCUCGGUGGCCUUGCCCACGGAUGCCGCCUUUGAGGCAUACGACGAUGAUACCAUUCGUCUACGAUCCAAUCCACGCAAAUGUUGGCAAUUGCAAGAAAUUCAUAAGGGUAUGAUUGAAAUGGCAGUUUGUGACCACAAACAACAACAACAUUGGAGUGCCACGACAGUGGUAAACAACAUUGCCAAAGUAAAGAAAGCUACCCGAGAAGCCGAAUUGAAAGCGCAAGGGUACACGGAUUGGUUGACCAUUCAAAGCAAGAUUACCACUACUACUACUACUACUACUACUACCACUACCACUACUACUGAACACGCCAAGUGCAUUGCGGUGGAAGGAGGAAAACCUCUCAAAUUGAAUCCCAUUGUCUUGGUGGAUUGCGACCAGUCGGAUGACGCACAGCUCUGGACGCACUUGUCAUUGGAAGCAGCCGCAGCAUCCACCACCACCACCACCACUGCCCAACACAAAAUAGGUGGUUCCAAAAUUGGAAUGAUUCGAUCCAAGCUCAAUCCAAGCAUGUGUCUAGUCCCGUCGGGGUCCGCCAAUGCCAGGGUUCCCUUGAUCUUGUGGGAUUGCGAUCCCGACGAAGUUUUUGGAUCUUGGACCAUUUCGACACAAGAUUUUUCGAUUCGGACCACCAAGGAUCCACAAGUAUGUUUGGAUACCUACAAUGAUCAUGGUGGCAGUGAAUCGAAACAGUACGACGUGGUCGUUGGAACUUGUCCAGUCGACGACACUAGGACCACAACCAUUGGCCAUGGGAAAGAGUGGGUCACCAAAUUGGCUACUGAUUAUCCGCCGGUAGAAGCCAAGGUUGCCGCCAAGGAGGCUCAAGACGAAGAGGGUGAUAGUGACGAGGACGAGGAUGAUGACGAUGACGACGAAUGGAUGACUCUCAAGAGCAAAAGUAGUGAUAAGUGCAUCACUGUCGAAGGUGGAGAGGCCCUCAAAUUGGCACCCAUUGUGCUCAAACCCUGCGAUCAGUCAGCGGAUUCUCAGCUAUGGGAGCACUCUUCUGCCACACACAAAACCCACGAGGAUGAUCCCAAUCAAAUGAAGAUUGGAAUGAUUCGGUCCAAACUCAAUCCGGCCAUGUGUUUGGUCCCUUCAGGAGCUGCUCAAGCAAAUGUUCCCUUGGUGUUGUGGGACUGUGAUCCACACGAAACCUUUGGCUCGUGGACCAUGCAUUUCAAUGAUUACUCCAUUCGUACCACCAAGGAUCCACAAGUGUGUUUGGAUACGCACGAGUUGGACAGUAAUACGGCAGAAGAUGAUGAGCUCAAGCACGAUGUCGUCGUCGGUACCUGUCCAAUUGUUGGUAGCGAAACUUAUGCUGACGACUCGCAGCAAUGGGUGAUGACGGCCAUAGUGUAA